Myxocyprinus asiaticus (Chinese sucker) is the source of this 2126-nucleotide messenger RNA. It is a transcript of the gene ubac2, whose product is annotated as UBA domain containing 2. The transcript has 9 exons. Bases 170 to 1222 code for a protein of 350 amino acids. The record is from RefSeq and is a predicted model, not a curated record. Gene Ontology annotation, molecular function: protein binding; serine-type endopeptidase activity. Lineage: Eukaryota; Metazoa; Chordata; Actinopteri; Cypriniformes; Catostomidae.
UUGCGUGCAGGAAGUUUGUCUCUUGCGAGGCACCAUCCUCGGUACCCUUUCCCUAAUCGCAUAGCGAGUUUUUCCCUUUAACUUUGAAUGUUUUUACGUUUUAAAUUCAGUGCUUUUGUUUCACAAUCGUCUUAGUCUUCUUAGUUCUACUCCGUGUGUAAGUGGCACGAUGUUCACGUCUACCGGUUCGUGGGGAUUGUAUAAAGCACCCCUGUCUAAGAGCUUACUACUGGUUCCUACUGCCCUCACUGUGCUUCUGACUGUAGUUCUGCAUCAGUACCAGGACAUGUUCAUAUACAACCUCCAAGCUGUCAAGCAGGGCAAGCAGCUCUGGAGGCUGGUGAGUGGACGGCUUAUCUGCCUGGACCUAAAAGAUGCUUUCUGCAGCAGUUUGCUUAUCUACAAUUUCCGUGUAUUUGAGAGGAGGUUUGGGAGCCAAAAGUUUUCUUCCUUCCUCUUCGGAACCUGGAUUCUCUCUGCGUUUGUGGACUUCCUGCUGACAGAGGCUCUUCGCUUCCUGUUUGAACUUCAGGUGGAUGUGCUUCCAGCUGGACUGCUUGGCCCAGUCUUUGCCUUCUUUGUGCCUUUCUAUAGCUCUAUCCCCCGUGUUGAGGUCACUCAGCUGCUUGGCCACAUCACGAUAACAAACAAGUCUCUGACAUACAUAGUGGGUGCACAGCUUCUGACCUCAGGUGCCUACAUGUGGGUUGUUGCCUGUAGUGGAUUGAUUGCAGGCUUGUUGUAUUACAAUAAUAAGUUGGCCCAAAGGUUCUUGCGAGUGCCAGGAUGGUUGGCCAAAUGUGGAACGGUGCUUCUAGAGCCUGUCUUCUCAGAAUCUGAGCCCACUACAGAGGCCCCAGUGGGGAUGGGAGCAACACUGGACAUCCAGAGACAGCAAAGGAUGGACUUGCUUGACCAGCAACUGCUCCUGUCUCAGUUUUCCCACCUCAGGAGAAACGCCCAGCAGCACCAGCAGCCUCAGCAGACCGGUCUUCUGAACUGGAACAGAUUCUUCCCCUCUCUAAGGCACAGAGGACAGAACCGCCACCAUGGGGGUCCACAACAGCCCCCCUACACACAUCCACUGGAUAACACACCUGCGGCUGAGGAGCAGGUUGCAAGAUUGAUGGAGAUGGGUUUCUCAAGGAUGGAUGCCCAAGAAGCUCUAAGAGCAUCCAAUAAUGACAUUAACAUGGCAACAAACGUCUUGCUUCAGCACUAAGACAAAAUAAAAAGAGGACGAGGAGAAUGAGACAAGACAUUAACUUCUUUAAGAUGUACUUCGCCAAGAACAAAACAUUGGAAAAGAACUGCAAAAGAACAGAACACAGGUACCAAGACUACACCUCUGUGGAAGAACUUAAGAGCACUCGUAUUGGAACUCUCAGGAGCUGAUGAUUUCAGUUCCUUUCUGUUUGCUCAUGGACUGGCUAGUGUGGAGUUCUUGCUGCAGUUCUUGCAGUGAUUCUUGGAGUUUACGUGAGUUUCAGAAAUUGCAACCAUCUGGUCCACAGGACAGAGCAAACACGGCAGAGGAUCAUGCAUUCGUGUAUUAGGGCUUUUGUCAUCCGUCAUCGUCCUUGAACCCAUAUGCUGGAAUAAUUAAGAAACAUAUAAUAUAUUGAUAAUUUAUGGAGACAUCCACUGGGUGUGUGCUAUAAAUAAACUGAAUAUAAGUCUUAUGGAAUAAUUCACCCAAAAUGUUUAAUUCUGUCAUCAGUUCUGUGGAACACAAAAGAAGAUGUCUAGCAGAUGUCUACCAGUCCUGGCUGCUCUUUUCCAUAAAAUGAAGGUAGACAGGUACCAGUUGCUGUCAAGCUAUAGAAAGGACAAAAAAUUACCAUUAAAUAAAAAGAUAAUCUUCUCCUCCGCCAUAGCUUUCAAGCUUUAUUUGCAAUAUUCUUAUUUAAAACUCAGCUCAAGACAAGUUGUGCCAGGUUUGACAUCAAUAACGUCAAACAUAAUUUGGAUGUACAUGUGUUGUAACCGGUUGCAACUGAGUGUGUAUUAUAUGAGAGCUACAGCUGUGGGCAAGAUUUUCUGUGAAUAACUAAUUAAGUUGUUUUUUUUUUUUGUUUUUUUUUACUCAAAAUUAUCAUAUGACUUCAGAAGACUUGGAACAUAGC